This is a messenger RNA of Dioscorea cayenensis subsp. rotundata (Guinea yam), 1890 nucleotides long. Its product is annotated as 3-oxoacyl-[acyl-carrier-protein] synthase I, chloroplastic-like. Bases 193 to 1671 code for a protein of 492 amino acids. The record is from RefSeq and is a predicted model, not a curated record. The transcript is spliced from 8 exons. Gene Ontology annotation, biological process: fatty acid biosynthetic process. Gene Ontology annotation, molecular function: 3-oxoacyl-[acyl-carrier-protein] synthase activity. NCBI's taxonomy places the organism in Eukaryota, Viridiplantae, Streptophyta, Magnoliopsida, Dioscoreales, Dioscoreaceae.
CGGAGUCUACAAAGCAAGAGUUCAAACUUUUAGACCAACGCUCCUUGAAAACUCCAUGAAAACUCCUCUCUUUUCUUCUCUUCCCACCAUAAAACCAUCCUUCUCUCUCCUCCUCUUCCUCCUCCGUGUAGUCUUCUAACACAGAAGGGGACAGAGAGAGAGUGGUGUAAGGUGUGAAGGAAGGGAGAGGAAAUGGCUGUGGUUUCUGGCAGUACUAGCAUGGGUAUGAGCAAGCCCAUGAUGGGGGGAACCAGUGAAGCUUCUCCAUUGAAGCACUACAGUGGUCUGAGGCCAUCGUUAGGGAGUUUGCAGGUGGCUCUGACCAAAGCAAGAGGGUCCAUCUCUUUCUCACCAUCUGUUAAAUUUAGAAAGAUCAGAGCUGUUGCUACUUCGAAUGUUUCGGCUCCGAAACGAGAGACUGAUCCCAAGAAGCGGAUAGUUGUGACCGGCAUGGGACUUGUGUCCAUUUUCGGGAAUGAUAUUGACGUAUUCUAUGACAAGCUCUUGGAAGGACAGAGUGGAAUCAGUCUAAUUGAUAGGUUUGAUGCUUCUUCUUACUCUGUGAGAUUCGCUGGUCAAAUCAGAGAUUUCUCUUCCAAAGGAUAUAUAGAUGGCAAGAAUGAUCGCCGCCUUGAUGACUGUUGGAGGUAUUGCCUAGUUGCUGGCAGAAGAGCUCUUGAUGAUGCCAACCUUGGUGAAGGAGUUCUGCAAACUAUGGACAAAUCAAAAAUUGGUGUAUUGGUGGGUUCUGGUAUGGGUGGUUUGACAGUAUUCAGUAAUGGAGUUGAGGCUUUGAUCCAGAAGGGAUUCAAAAAAAUUAACCCUUUCUUUAUCCCUUACUCCAUUACAAAUAUGGGAUCAGCAUUGCUAGCUAUAGAUACUGGCCUAAUGGGCCCGAACUAUUCCAUUUCAACGGCAUGUGCUACAGCAAACUAUUGCUUCUAUGCUGCCGCAAACCACAUUAGGAGAGGUGAAGCUGACAUUAUGGUUGUUGGAGGCACAGAGGGUGCAAUCCUCCCAGUUGGAGUUGGAGGAUUUAUUGCAUGCAGGGCAUUGUCGCAAAGGAAUGAUGAACCAGAAAAGGCUUCGAGGCCUUGGGACAAGGGUAGAGAUGGUUUUGUUAUGGGAGAGGGAUCUGGUGUACUGGUUAUGGAGAGCUUGGAGCAUGCAAGAAAGAGGGGUGCAAACAUAAUUGCUGAGUAUCUUGGAGGUGCUAUAACUUGUGAUGCACAUCACAUGACUGACCCCCGGUCCGAUGGACUAGGAGUUUCAUCAUGCAUAAUGAAAAGCUUGGAUGACGCUGGAAUUUCACCUGAGGAGGUGAACUAUAUCAAUGCCCAUGCAACAUCAACACUUGCCGGUGAUUUAGCUGAGGUUAAUGCCAUCAAGAAGGUUUUCAAAGAUACUUCUGAAAUCAAAAUGAAUGGAACAAAGUCGUUGAUUGGUCAUUGUCUUGGAGCAGCCGGAGGAUUAGAAGCUAUAGCAACCAUUAAAGCUAUCACUACUGGAUGGCUACAUCCAACAAUUAACCAAGAUGACCUGGAACCGGCAGUUGACAUUGAUACUGUCCCCAACAUCAAGAAGCAACAUGAGGUUCAUGUCGGUAUAUCCAACUCUUUUGGCUUUGGAGGUCAUAAUUCAGUGGUAGUUUUUGCUCCUUUCAAGCCAUAAGCUAGCGAGUGAUGAACUAGCUUCAAUGAUGCUAGCUAUUUUUUGAAGCUUGGAAUGAAUAACCAGCAUAUAUAUAUAUAUAUAUAUAUCUGAUUUGAUCCUAAUAAAUUUUGCUGAACCACCUGAGACUUUUUAUUCAAUGUAUAUUUCAUCAAUUGACAUUUCAUGAUUAGAGUUGAGUGUGUUUGGCCAGUUAUGAAUAAAACCAUUGGGCAAUUC